GAUAGUACAAUGGAGUGAAAUCUGAGCCACAUUCCCAGAAAUUUAAUGGAAUGUUAAGAUGUUAUAAAAGUAGAAUGCGGGUACCAAAUAAUUUGCAACGGCUCUUUUCCCCACUGAUCCAUCCAUCCCUCAUAGGAAUUAAUCAAGCAAUGUUCAAGAUAAAUGGAGUUGGCCUUGAUCGCUCAGGUGUUUAUGUACAAGGGCUUUCCAGCAAGCAUAUUUUAGUUGUAACAUUCCAGUGAAUAAUCAGAAGCCAGUUUGGGAGAAGUCAGAAUGGACACAAUCUUCUUGUGGAGUCUUCUAUUGCUGUUUUUUGGAAGUCAAGCCUCAAGAUGCUCAGCUCAAAAAAAUACCGAAUUUGCAGUGGAUCUUUAUCAAGAGGUUUCCUUAUCUCAUAAGGACAACAUUAUAUUUUCACCCCUUGGAAUAACUUUGGUUCUUGAGAUGGUACAACUGGGAGCCAAAGGAAAAGCACAGCAGCAGAUAAGACAAACUUUAAAACAACAGGAAACCUCAGCUGGGGAAGAAUUUUUCAUACUGAAGUCAUUUUUCUCUGCCAUCUCAGAGAAAAAACAAGAAUUUACAUUUAAUCUUGCCAAUGCCCUCUACCUUCAAGAAGGAUUCACUGUGAAAGAACAGUAUCUCCAUGGCAACAAGGAAUUUUUUCAGAGUGCUAUAAAACUGGUGGAUUUUCAAGAUGCAAAGCCUUGUGCAGAGAUGAUCAGUACCUGGGUAGAAACAAAAACAGAUGGAAAAAUUAAAGACAUGUUUUCAGGGGAAGAAUUUGGCCCUCUGACUCGGCUUGUCCUGGUGAAUGCUAUUUAUUUCAAAGGAGAUUGGAAACAGAAAUUCAGAAAAGAGGACACACAGCUGAUAAAUUUUACUAAGAAAAAUGGUUCAACUGUCAAAAUUCCAAUGAUGAAGGCUCUUCUGAGAACAAAAUAUGGUUAUUUUUCUGAAUCUUCGGUGAACUACCAAGUUUUAGAAUUGUCUUAUAAAAGUGAUGAAUUUAGCUUAAUUAUCAUACUUCCUGCAGAAGGUAUGGAUAUAGAAGAAGUGGAAAAACUAAUUACUGCUCAACAAAUCCUAAAAUGGCUCUCUGAGAUGCAAGAAGAGGAAGUAGAAAUAAGCCUACCUAGAUUUAAAGUAGAACAAAAAGUAGACUUCAAAGACGUUUUGUAUUCUUUGAACAUAACCGAGAUAUUUAGUGGUGGCUGCGACCUUUCUGGAAUAACAGAUUCAUCUGAAGUGUAUGUUUCCCAAGUCAUGCAAAAAGUUUUCUUUGAGAUAAACGAAGAUGGCAGUGAAGCUGCAACAUCAACUGGCAUACACAUCCCUGUGAUCAUGAGUCUGGCUCAAAGCCAAUUUAUAGCAAAUCAUCCAUUUCUGUUUAUUAUGAAGCAUAACCCAACAGAAUCAAUUUUGUUUAUGGGAAGAGUGACAAAUCCUGACACCCAGGAGAUAAAAGGAAGAGAUUUAGAUUCACUGUGAAUGAAAAGCACAGCCUCAGAAUAAAAGAUGAUUUCUCAAAAAUAGUUGAUUGGCAAAAUAUCAUCAUCUUGACAAUAUUUGCUCUAUAUCUUAUGUAUUUUCUGUUUUAAACUGUGCCUGUAGUAAUAGAUAUCUGUCUUGAUAAAUAAGUAAAAUUAGGUAUGCAUUUGUUUC
Molecule: messenger RNA, 1665 nt
Organism: Pongo pygmaeus (Bornean orangutan)
Lineage: Eukaryota; Metazoa; Chordata; Mammalia; Primates; Hominidae
Gene: SERPINI2
Product: serpin family I member 2
Exons: 10
Coding region: 274-1491 (405 amino acids)
Biological process (GO): negative regulation of endopeptidase activity
Molecular function (GO): serine-type endopeptidase inhibitor activity
Source: RefSeq, a predicted model, not a curated record